Oncorhynchus masou masou (cherry salmon) is the source of this 3832-nucleotide messenger RNA. Its product is annotated as cytochrome P450 2F3-like. Lineage: Eukaryota; Metazoa; Chordata; Actinopteri; Salmoniformes; Salmonidae. The coding region runs from base 154 to 1689 and encodes 511 amino acids. Gene Ontology annotation, biological process: xenobiotic metabolic process. Gene Ontology annotation, cellular component: intracellular membrane-bounded organelle; cytoplasm. The transcript is spliced from 2 exons. Gene Ontology annotation, molecular function: oxidoreductase activity, acting on paired donors, with incorporation or reduction of molecular oxygen, reduced flavin or flavoprotein as one donor, and incorporation of one atom of oxygen; heme binding; iron ion binding. The record is from RefSeq and is a predicted model, not a curated record.
CACACACACACUCAGUCAGGCAGGCAACAGAGACAGAGAGCAACACAGAGAGAAGGAAAACACUAAAGAUAGGUAGGUGGGUUAAAGAAGAAACAACAACAACGAAGAUUAAGUAUGUAAACACGGUUAUGUGAGCUAUUGGAUCACUCCAAUAUGGUAUCCUUCCGUGCCGCAGGAUACUUUCCGAGUAAGGAUUUUCAGGCUGGAACAAUGGAGAUGUGUAGUAGCGUGGUGUUGGGAGGCCUGGUGUUGUUGCUUCUACUGUGGUUGUUCAGGCUGAGGAGACAGAGACAUGUCCAUCUACCCCCAGGACCCUGUGCCCUGCCGCUGCUAGGCAACCUGCAUCAGAUUGACAAACAGGCCCCCUUCAAGACACUCACCAAGUGGGGUGGUGUGUAUGGGCCAGUGAUGACAGUGUAUCUUGGGCCCCAGCGAGCCGUGGUGCUGGUGGGGUACGGGGCAGUCAAAGAGGCUCUGGUGGACCAGGCUGAGGAUUUCACAGGACGAGCUCCUAUCCCCUUCCUGGUCCUUGUUACCAGGGGAUACGGCCUGGCCAUCAGUAAUGGGGAGCGUUGGCGCCAGCUGCGUCGUUUCACCCUGACCACGCUGAGAGACUUUGGGAUGGGUCGUAAGAGGAUGGAGGAGUGGGUACAGGAGGAGAGCCAACACCUCAUAGACAGUCUAGGCGCCACUAAAGCCGUGCCCUUUGAUCCUCAUCCAUUCCUGAGUCGCACCGUGUCCAACGUCAUCUGCUCCCUGGUGUUCGGCCAGCGCUUCGGCUAUGACGAUGACAACUUUCUGCACUUGCUCAACAUCCUCUCAGCUGUACUGCGCUUUGGAAGCAGCCCCUGUGGACAGCUGUACAACAUCUUCCCCUGGCUGAUGGAACAACUGCCUGGUCGGCAGCAAGUCGUUUUUCGCCAGAUGGACGAGUUGAGAGGCUUUGUGAUGAAAAAGAUCCACGAGCACCAGGAGACCAUUGACCCAGGCAACCCUAGAGACUUCACAGACUGCUUCCUCACCAGACUCAACCAGGAGAAGGAUGUGUCCUCCUCUGAGUUCCAUUACGAGAACCUGGUGUCCACAGUGUUGGACCUCUUCCUUGCAGGAACAGAGACCACCAGCACCACUCUCAGAUAUGCCUUCAUGCUGCUCCUCAAAUACCCCGACAUUCAGGAGCACGUUCAGCAGGAGAUCGACACAGUGAUUGGCCGACAGCGCGUCCCUCAGAUGGAGGACAGGAAGUCCCUCCCCUUCACAGAAGCCGUCAUCCACGAGAUGCAGCGCUUCCUGGACAUCGCCCCAUUGAACCUCCCGCACUAUGCCACCAAGAAUAUCUCAUUCAGAGGGUACACUAUCCCUCAGGGCACCGUGAUCCUUCCAAUGCUGCACUCUGUUCUGAGAGACCAGGACCACUGGGCCACGCCCACAACCUUCAAUCCCAAUCACUUCCUUGAUCAGAACGGAAACUUCCAAAAGAACCCCGCCUUCUUGGUUUUCUCUGCAGGUAAGCGUGCCUGUGUGGGAGAGUCUCUGGCUCGUAUGGAGAUCUUUCUGUUCCUGGUGUCUCUGCUGCAACAUUUCUCCUUCUCCUGCCCUGGAGGACCUGACAGCAUUGACCUCAGCCCAGAGUUCAGCAGUUUCACUAACGUGCCGCGUCACUACCAGCUCAUCGCUACACCCCGCUGACCAGGAGGGGAAUUGCAGCCGAACUACAGGAGGAGUACUCAGGAGGAGGAGUAGAGAUGAGGGAGGUAGGGACAGCACAGGAGGUUGGUUCCCAUAUGUCUGAUGCCAUUUCAUAAGCUUGUUCCAGCCAUUAUUAUGAUGAGCCGUUCUCCCCUCAGCAGCCUCCACUGAGGGACGGGUGUCUGUUCUUUUGUUUGUUUUUCAUGACAAUGUGAUGCUUUGUGAUACUUUGUGAUGUGUGUUCUUUAACAACGAAUGAUUGGAGAUUUUUCUCGUCAGUAUAGUUGGAUCAGGAGAAACUCAGGGUCCUGGGAGUGAAGUCCUCUUUGUCCUUGUCUUGUCGUGUCCCGUGUAUAUAUAUAUUUACAUAUUUUCUUCGCAUAUCUUUAUAUAUUGUUUUUUCCAGUAAAAAUCUCAACUUCAAAACACUCUCCUGCAACCCACCUCACCAAGAAAAAAAAUAAGUAUUAUUCACCUCAAAUCUGAAAUCCACAAAGAAGCUAGCGUCAGUUUACUGGCUAACGUUAGUAUUCAGCUAACCACGGUUGGUGGUCAUCAGCUGUCCUUUAGCCUGAAAAGUUAUCGUCAGUUUUGUACAACGCGACUCAGACCAGAGCCUACCGGACCUAUUUUCUCUCCAUAUCCCCAGAUUUCUACCGCAAGCUCUGGACAUUUACACCUGGAUCUUGCAGCUAGCUAGCUGCUAUCCGAGUGACUAUUGCCUAUGUCAGUCCUGGAGCAAACAUCAAUUAUUCCGGAGCUAGCCAGCUAAAGAGUUCCAUCAGCCACUCCUGGGCUACAAUCACCUAUCCGGACCGGUUUUACUGCCGACGCGGAGCCCCACCGGGCCUUCACGACUGGACUAGCGACAUCAAACAUCUCCAAUCCAAAUCUACAAUUGGCUUCCUAUUUCGUAAAAAGCAUCCUUCACUCAUGCUGCCAAACAUACCCUCGUAAAACUGACCAUCCUACCGAUCCUCGACUUCGGCGAUGUCAUUUACAAAAUAGCCUCCAAUGCCCUACUCAAUAAAUUGGAUGCAGUCUAUCACAGGGCCAUCCGUUUUGUCACCAAAGCCCCAUAUACUACCCACCACUGCGACCUGUAUGCUCUCAUAGGCUGGCUCUCGCUUUAUACUCGUCGCCUAACCCAUUGGCUCCAGGUCAUCUACAAGACCCUGCUAGGUAAAGUCCCCCUUAUCUCAGCUCGCUGGUCACCUUAGCAGCACCCACCUGCAGGUAUAUCUCUCUGGUCACCCCCAAAACCAAUUAUUCCUUUGGCCGCCUUUCCUUCCAGUUCUCUGCUGCCAAUGACUGGAACGAACUACAAAAAUCUCAGAAACUGGAAACACUUUUCUCCCUCACUAGCUUUAAGCACCAGCUGUCAGAGCAGCUCACAGAUUACAGCACCUGUACAUAGCCCAUCUAUAAUUUUGCCCAAACAACUACCUCUUCCCCUACUGUAUUUAUUUAUUUUGCUCCUAUGCACCCUGUGCUUCUACACCUGCAUUGCUUGCUGUUUGGGGUUUUAGGCUGGGUUUCUGUACAGCACUUUGAGAUAUCAGCUGAUGUAAGAAGGGCUAUAAAAAUACAAUUUGAUACAUUUUGAUUUGAUUUGAUUAUUUCUACUUUGCACAUUCUUCCACUGCAAAUCUACCAUUCCAGUGUUUUACUUGCUAUAUUGUAUUUACUUCGCCACCAUGGCCUUUUUUUUGCCUUUACCUCCCUUAUCUCACCUCAUUUGCUCACAUCGUAUAUAGACUUAUGUUUCUACUGUAUUAUUGACUGUAUGUCUGUUUUACUCCAUGUGUAACUCUGUGUAGCUGUAUGUGUCGAACUGCUUUGCUUUAUCUUGGCCAGGUCGCAGUUGUAAAUGAGAACUUGUUCUCAACUUGUCUACCUGGUUAAAUAAAGGUGAAACAAAAUAGUGCUGAGCGAUUAGUGCUUUUUGAGGUCAGUUCGGUUUCAUAAUUUUUUUUUUUAAAUCACGGUAAAAAAAUGUUUUAACAUUAAAUAUAGUAUGUGGGUUGAAUGCUGUAACACAGAAUAACACCAUGAAUAAAAGUCCCAUGAUGGUAGUGAUGCCCAUUACUGCUGAUCCCUUAUUAACCAUCAUGGAUUCACAGUACCUCACUUUAAUAACAUA